Messenger RNA from Amphiprion ocellaris (clown anemonefish), 7352 nucleotides. Its product is annotated as protein AF-17-like. The transcript has 20 exons. Lineage: Eukaryota; Metazoa; Chordata; Actinopteri; Pomacentridae. The record is from RefSeq and is a predicted model, not a curated record. Bases 401 to 3643 code for a protein of 1080 amino acids. Gene Ontology annotation, biological process: regulation of transcription by RNA polymerase II. Gene Ontology annotation, molecular function: nucleosome binding; histone binding. Gene Ontology annotation, cellular component: nucleus.
UCCUGAUUCAGGAAACUGCUGCAAAUGUGUCGUUUUUUUCAUGUUGGCAGGCGUUUAUAAUGCUGAGCAGAGUGUGAAAGCGCGCAGGGUGCAGAGAAACUGGUUUCCUCCUUUUUUGCUGUGACUUUUAUUCCGACCCAGAGGAGCAGCUCUGAGCAUGCGCGCUGCAUCGGUUCUAUGGGGACGGGGAGGACAUCACGGAAAAAAAAAACGUAGCAGCAGCAGCACCACUAACCCCACGCCGAGAUUUCUGCCUCUCCGCUGCGCCAAAACUGCGCGACGGACGCGGCCCACGACUAUGCCCGGAGCGGCGGCGAGGAGCGGAGCGACCCCGACAGGCCUGGCCGAGGUCUGAGCCGUUCACCGGGAGGGGAAAUACGUUUCUUCAUAUGGGAACAGCAUGCGGGAAAUGGUCGGAGGCUGCUGCGUGUGUUCAGACGAGCGAGGCUGGGCUGAGAACCCGCUGGUUUACUGUGAUGGACACGGCUGCAGCGUCGCCGUUCACCAAGCAUGCUACGGCAUCGUCCAGGUGCCCACCGGCCCGUGGUUUUGUCGGAAGUGUGAGUCACAGGAGCGAGCGGCGCGAGUGAGAUGUGAGCUGUGUCCACACAAAGAUGGCGCCCUCAAGAGGACGGACAGCGGAGGCUGGGCCCAUGUUGUUUGUGCGCUCUACAUUCCCGAGGUGCAGUUUGCCAACGUCCUCACCAUGGAGCCCAUCAUCCUGCAGUACGUCCCACACGAGAGAUACAUCAAGACGUGUUAUAUCUGCGAGGACCACGGCAGGGAGAGCAAGGCGGCCUGCGGAGCCUGCAUGACCUGCAACCGACAAGGCUGCAGACAAGCUUUCCACGUCACCUGUGCUCAGAUGGCCGGUCUGCUGUGUGAGGAGGAAGGCCCAGAAGCUGAUAACGUGAAAUAUUGUGGCUACUGCAAGCAUCACUACAACAAAAUGCAGAAGAAGUUGCGCUCGAGUGAAAAUACAAGCAGCUCCUUCAGUCACUCCAGGGGACGCUCCAGCUCGCCGUCGCAGGAAAAACAGCAUCACCACCACAGACAGAGGAAGAGCCAUAAGGACAAAAUCAGGCAAAAAGAGCGGCACAAGAAGUCUACUGACAGCCUGGGUUCAUCUGUGACGUCAAGCAGCAUAGAAAAGAUUUCAUCCAGUCACCACAGCAGCAGCAAAGACAGCGAGGGAAAGUCCAAGAAACUGAGCUCGCACAGUCACGGUCAUCGAAGUAAGAAGACAGGAAGUACUGGCAAGAGCUGCUCCUCGUCCUCCUGCUCCUCCAGUCCCUUCAACACAGGCGGCUCCCUGUCUUCUGCUCAGGAUUUCCAUCAGUUUUCGGCUUCUUCCCGCCUCGAACGUGACCAUGACCGUGGUGGCGACGACCACCACAGUGGAGAGGACCGCAAGGAGCGUCACCGGAGGCCGGCGGUCCAUGAGGAUGAGGAGAAGGAGGAGGAUAAAGAGGAGGAGGAGGAGGAAGAAGAAGAGGAGGAGGACUGUAAAUACCACAAACCGCCGGCGUUGACGCCCGCCGAUGGACCGCUAGCGGCAUCGCAAAGUCACGACCGAUCCGAUGGCAACUCCAGCCCCUUUGAGAACAAAGUCACCAUCUCCACAUUCGGCUCCAUCAUGCGCAUCACGUCGUCGUCGGGUCUCGGCAGCAGCAGCAAGAUCCGGAAGAUCUCGUCAUCGGGCGACUACAAGCCCUCCAAGUCUCUCUGCAAGCAGCUGAGCACGCCGCCCAUCCUGGAGGAGGCGGACAUUGAGGACAAGGCCACGCCCCCGCCGCUGCCCCGGGAGAGACGUCACCGUGGCAACAAGAAGAGCCGCCACGGUCCGGGGCGUCCUAAGGGAAGCAAGAACCGCGAGAGGAGGGACGAGGAGCAUCACCACCAUCAUCACCACACGACGGCGGCGCCUCCGCCUCCUCCUCCUCCUCCAUCUUUAACCUCCUCGCUGUACACGAGCCCGUCCUCCAUCCCCCCCCACCCCGCCUUCCCCUCCUCGCUGCCGCCCGCCGCUGCCGCCACCUCUUCCUCUUCCUUCUCCUCGUCUUCUGCCGGUAGUUUUUCGACGAGCCGCGGAAACUCGCUGCUCGGCUCUGGUAUCUACUCCAGUCUCAAGGACCCUCUCACGCUGGGCGGGGGUGUCUGCAGUACCCCUCUGUCUCUGGGUGGAGGAGUCUGCAGCACCUCCUUGUCCCUGGGAGGGAGCAUGUGUAGCACCCCGCUCUCCUCAGGACUCAUUCCAUCCCACGUCUCCUCGCUGUCGCUUCCCUCAAUCAACACUGUCUCCAACACACAGGUCCAUCCAGGCUCCAGCGCCUCCUACAGUCUGACCUCCUCUCAGCCUUUCGCCAGCUGUCUGUCCACAGCCCCGACACUGCCGCCACUACUGAGCCAAGCCCAGACCUCACUGCCAGAGUCCGACCUCGAUGACUGUCGCUUCCCUUGUCAGGGGAACUCGCCAAGAGAGAGUCUUUCCUCGCAGUCGCCGAUGAGCUGUCUUCCCCUUCUGUUCGACCAGAGAGACGGACUCGGCGCUGGAGUCCGAGCCCGGCCGGAGAACGUCCCGCCGGCCAGCUCCCACAUCGAGCUGUUGCUGGAGAAACACGGCAACGGAGAGAUGGGAGUCAACAUCGUGGAGAUGCUCCAGUCUCUUCACUCUCUGCAGCAGGAGAACCAGCGUCUGCAGGACCAGAUCCUCAGCCUGUCGGCCAAGAAGGAGCGUCUGCAGCUGCUCAACACGGAGCUGGCCGUGCCUUUCCCUCCUCACGCUCACUCCGCCCAGGGCUCCAUGCACAUGUCCGCCCAGAUGAACUUCCUGUCGUCCAGCCAAGACCCCCUGAGCACCAAUAAGAGCCCCCUGUCCAAAAGCUGCUUCCUAAAUGACACCUCCUUUGUUACCUCGUCUGAGGAGCUCCACUCUGGCAGUCCGUCCCGCAGCAGCUCCUCGCUGUCCUUCCAGAGCACUCCUCCUCCCCAGCAGAGCCCCGCCUCCUUCGGCCAGCCGCUGCUCAACGGCCUGAGUCGAGGUCUGAGUGACGGUCUGGGGGGCAUCAGUCAGGCCGGCGGCUCCUCGCUGCCCGUGGUGGGCGGCCUCAUGGCGUCCCUCGCAGGAAGUCCUCAGCUGACCGUGAAUGGCGUGCUGGGCGGUCUGAACGGCGUGAUCCAGUCUCCGGUGCAGAAUCCUCCUCAGCCGUCACUUCCUGCUCUGAGGCCUCAGCCGCCACCGCUCAACCCCCAGGCCCUGGCUCAGGGCUUCCAGCUGCCCAAGAGUGUCAGCCCGUCUUCUCUCCUGUCUGAGCAGCAGAAGCAGCUUCUUCUGGAGCAGCAGCAACAGCAGCAGCAGCUCCAGCAGUUCCUCACCUCCCAGAACUUCACACCUGAGCAGCAGGUGGUGGUUUGCCAGAUGCUGCAGCAGCAGAGACAGAGGGAGCUGCAGCGCCUCACCCUGACCGGAGCUCUCACCUCCACCCCAAACUCACCCCUGAUCGGCCAGUCGCCCAACCUGCUGUCCUCGGCCACGGCUUCACCGCUGCAGGGAGGCCAAGGAGGAAGCCUGUUCGGCCUGCAGGACAACGCACUUCACAAGCCCGGGGCUGCAGGUGAAAAGGGUGGAGACAAGAACGGGUGACGAAUCCUGGAGCAGCUCAGAUGAAAAAAAUGAGUCUCCGCCUUGAAGAACUGAGGUCAACUCACACGACUUUUUCCUUCUCUGUCACCUUCAUCUUCCAGCCUCUUCUAUGAAUGUACAACAGGAUGGACUCAAGGUGAAGCUUCUCGUGUUUUUGGAAAUUCUCUCGAUAUCAGAGGUUCUUCUCAUAGGAUUUUUUUGCGUAGGCAGCUUUCAGAGAGCAUGAAUUCAAGUGGUCUCUUCUUAAAUUGCACUAAUUUGUUAGCUAGACCAGCGGGGCUGCGGAGCCGGAGCUGCUCCCUGCAGGAGCUGCGACGGCCGUUUGGUUUGAAGGUUGAACUCUGGAGCGCUUCAUGAAGUUUCCCUCCUCGGCUCCAACCAGAGUUUCCACACUUCUGCCACUUCUUGCAACCUCAACUGUCUUCCUUGAUAUUUUGUCUUCCCUUUGUGUUCACCCCCGCAUUUCAUCCUUCUAAGCCUCUCCAGGCACCUACUAUGUAAAAGGAUAAAUACGCUGUCAUUUUUUAACGUGUGGUUAGUGGCAUUUCUACAUUAAGCUAGUUCUUACCUCAGACUUUCUGCCAACUAUUUGUCGACAUUUUGUUACCACGACAGCCUUCACUGGAUACGAAACGCCCACCAAAAGUCUCACUUCAAGGUAUCAGCUUUUGUUAAAAAAAAAAUCGUCCUAAACGAGACAGGCAUCAUCAGAGCAGCAGGUUUAAUCACUAGAGUUUCUACAGACUUUUAUUUCCUUCCAGUUGCUAUCGAGAUUAAGCAGACUAAACCAAACAUUUGGAAACUGUAAGUAAGAAAUGGGUUUUUUUUCCUAAACAAGUGUGCACUUUGCAUGUUAGUAGCUAACAGAGCAAAUUAGCCAUCGUCACAGUACCUUCUAAAGGAUGCUCGGUACUUUCUAGAGGCCCCUAGGGACUAACAGGUUUUUGAUUUCUAUGAGUAUUUUGCACUCUGUCCUAAGUGUCAGUUUUUUAUGUUUCUUUCAUACAUAGAUAUUCUUUUCAUGUCUAGUUGUUAUUUUAGCAAUACUGGAUAGAUAAUGCCUUAAUGAUGCUAGAUUUACAGAGAAACCCCGAGCCCAAAGGCUUCUUCUCUCUCGUCAUCUUUCUUUGAUAGUGUUUUUUAUCUCGGGUACGUGGAGUUAAACUGAAGCACUCUUCCUGAAACCCGUUUAUACUUUUGAUAGCAGACUGAUAAUUUCAAACAGUUGAAAUGUGUGAAUAUAGUGGUAACUAAAGUGUCAAAGCAUUUUUCUAUUGUACUUUUUUGUGUUCGGAUGUUCUUUAGUUGUUUGUGCUUCAGAGAAACAAGGACUUGUAGUGAAUCUUAAGUGAAUCCUGCACAUAGGAGAGGUGUGAGCUGGUGUUAAAGUGCUGCAGCAACAGUGUUUGAAACGCAGUGCUAAGGAAGACGGUGAAUUGCAAACAUGGAGCUUCUCCUUCCACUCCCUCAGGCUACAUCCACACCAGUAGGAUUUUAUUUUGAAAUACGUCGCAUCUGUUUUUUUUAUCAGUGUUGUUGGUCUUCUGUCUACUUUUACUGAAAAGCCCAACCAGGGACGGGAGUUGAAAAUUAGCUUACUGCUAUACACUCUAUAUGCAAGACAUUAGAUGUUGUCUGUGUUAAUUGCAUGGUCCCUGAUCAAAUAAAUUAAAUAAAUAGAUCUGCUGCAUAUAAACUAAGCAUCCACACAGCCUUUGUUGUGUUAGAACUUUAAAAAAUAAAACUCACUGUGGGCUCAUUUUUCAGCAGCAUAUAAAGUCCUGCACCUCUAUGGAAGCAGAGCAAACAUGGCUAGAAGAAAAGAAGACUUAAAACAGUUUUCUGUGCAGAUUGACAGUUAUGAGGACAUAAAUCAUAAAAAACAGCAAAAGUACAAUUGGGUUAUUUAGUGACCAAAAUUUUUAAAAAGAAAUUGACAUGUGCAACAAGUUUCCACAGGUGUAACCAACACUGGAAAAAAAAUGUCAGCUCUGCUAUUGACUGUUUUCAUUUUUACUACCAUUAUAAUGACAAUCUGCUUGCUUGUCAAGUAUGUGAGCAGAUACAAGGAGAUUUCUUUACUCUCAAAGUAGUAACACAACAUAAAACACACAUGCAUUUAAACAACAGUAACCAGAAGGAAAGUAAAUGUUUAGCUUCUAUGUACAACUAUAAAUAUGUUUUUAAAAAAACUGUUUUACUGCACAAUUACAGUCAACCAUAGUUUUGUGCAAAUAGAGUUAUUAGACAGCAAAUUAGUUAUUAACACCCUUAGAUCUAAAUAGGUAUGUGAUAUACCACACUAAUAAUAAUAAAAAUAAAUAAUACAAUGAUAAUAAUAAUAAUACCACAAAUCAGUUUGUUUCCAUAUUUGUCACACAGCCUGCAGUUCAACCAAGAGCUAUAAAUUUUUGUCAUGUGACUGUUGGUCACAGCAGAGUAAUUAAUGGCUUAAGGAGCGCAAAAUAAUUCUGUUUUUUACAGAUUCUGCUUAGCGCAAACUGUUUAUUUUAUUUAAAAUUAUAAUGAGGCAUGUUUACUAAAGUGAUGUUGAUGAAAUAUCACUAUUUAAAGCUGAGAUUUCAGAAAGUUUUGCGGAUGAACAGAGUAUCACUGAUGAGUAGUUCAAGGACCGUUGGAAAUCUGAUAAAUUAUUUAAUUUUGCCAUUUUUUGAAAGAUAAAUUGCUUUUAAACCAGCCAGCAGGUUUUGGUGUUAAGAUGAUUAAAACGGUUUUAAAAUAAAAACUUAUUCGUGUGGAUGAAGCCUCAGUUAUACUAACAAACGUUAUUCACCAAUUCAUCCUUCUCCCCCAGAGUUCCGGGUUAUUUAGUUUCCUUUUCAAUAUAUUUUCCCACUUUUGUAUUUGCAAUCUUGAACGCGACCUUCUCCCACACAUGUGAUCUCUAGUUUGUUUUAUUAGCAGCUCAUGUAGACGUCAGAAAGGAACUUGGAGCAGCUCUCACCAGCUGGUUAUAAAUACUGUAGCAGCGACAGAAGGGGAAUGUCGAAUAUGUUGAUAAAGACAUGAGCCGACUCCGAGUGGAAGGUCUGCAGUCCACCGAGCGUGACUGACGGACCUCUCGGGUCCAGACUCGAUCACGUCCACGAGUCGGACUGAGGAGCGAAGGAUUUCUGAAGCGGUUUCUUUCUCAUGUUGCACUGGGGCGCUUUGGGCCCGCUUGUAAAUCGUUUUUUAGUACCUUUUCAAAUUUUGUUGGGAUACGAGUUGUAUACUUUAAUAUGUUUGUGUAAAGACACAUUCAUUCUUUUAAGCUUUGAAGUUUGGGUAACCAAGAUAAUCCAUGUUAUGAAUGUCGUACUGUGUAUCUUUUAUGUAUUGCAACAUUUAAGCACCUGACUCAGAAUGAGGUCUGACAGAGAGCGAUUUAAAUAUCGGGAUAUGAAUUGCAUGAAAUGCAGUGACGUCUCUCAAAUGUAUUUGCUAAAUACCAAGUAAUAACUAUGCAUAAUUUUAAAUGCAUUGUUCCCUGACUAAAAGAAACUAAAUGAAAUGAGCACUGACUUUUGAAAAGGACAAGCACGUUGUCGUUGUACAGUGUAUUAGUUUGAGAGAAUUGAUCGAAACAAAUUUGACGAUAUUCAGAUUAAAAGCCCUGUAAAGUAUUUUGAUAUUUUUGUGUGUAAAAUUAAAAGGACGAAUUAAGACGACUUUUUUGUCAAUAAAUGUAUUUUACUGAGUUGUUUCA